AUGGGUCGGCGAUUGGCGUGCCAGGCCGCCGUUGAGAGCCCCUCCGAGGUUGACUUGGAGACCAGCGGGCUGAGGCACCUGCCGCAGGCGGCCAGGGAUCGCGCCCUGGCAAAGAAUGCGAACAAGUUCGAGAAGGUUAAGGUGGCGAAGUGCGGGUCGAGGAUGUGGACGGAGAUCCCGGAGCUGGCGGAGCUGAUACGGAGGGGCGAGACGAAAUGGGAGGACCUGGAACUGGACGACAUCGACAUACGGAUGAAGUGGGCGGGGCUGUUCCACAGGAGGAAGCGGCACCCGGGGACAUUCAUGAUGCGCCUCAAGGUACCCAAUGGUGAGCUCACCUCCGCCCAGCUGCGCGGCCUGGGAGAGGUCGUCCUCCCCUACGGCGCCGACGGCUGCGGCGACAUCACCACGCGCGCCAACAUCCAGCUGCGGGGCAUCACAAUGGCAGAGGCGGACAGGGCCAUCGACGCGGUGCAGGCCAUCGGCCUCACGUCCUACCAGACCGGCAUGGACAACGUGCGCAACAUCACGGGCAAUCCAAUCGCUGGCCUGGACCCCCACGAGCUCGUGGACACGCGGCCGAUCUGCCAGGAGAUCCAGGACAUGAUCGUCAACGGGGGUAAGGGCAACCCGGAGCUCGUCAACCUGCCGCGGAAGCUCAACAUCUGCGUGAGCAGCACGCGGGACGACUUCCCGCACACGCACAUCAACGACGUGGGCCUGGAGGCGGUGGUGGAGCCGGGCAGCGGGGAGGUGGUGUACAACGUGGUGAUCGGGGGGUACUUCUCGGUCAAGCGCAACGCCGUGUCGUUCCCCAUCGACACCUCGGUCACGCGGGAGCAGGUCACGCCCUUCUGCGAGGCCGUGUUGAAGGUGUUCAGGGACCACGGCGAGCGCGCCAACCGCCAGAAGACCCGCCUCAUCUGGAUGGUGGAGGCCCUCGGCAUAGAGAAAUUCCGCGACCUGGUCGGCGAAUAUAUGGGCGGCGUCCAGCUGGCCCGAUCAGUGCCCGUGAGCCACGCCGAGCGCUGGGAGCGCCGCGAUUUGAUCGGCGUACACCCCCAGAAGCAGGCGGGCCUGUGCUUCGUGGGCGCCUGCGUGCCGGCGGGGCGGAUCCCCACGGCGGACUUCUUCGAGAUGGCGGACGUGGCGGAGCGGUGGGGCGACGGGACGGUGCGGCUGACGUGCGAGGAGAACGUCAUCUUCGUGAAUGUGCCCGAGGGGAACGUGGAGGGCUUGCUGGCGGAGCCGCUGCUGCAGCGGUACAGGCCGGACGCAGGGUUGCUUGAACGCGGGCUGGUCUCCUGUACAGGCUCGCAAUUCUGCGGCUUGGCUUUGAUAGAGACCAAGAACAGGGCCAUGCGGCUGGUGGAGGCCCUGGAGGCGGAGCUGGACAUCCCAAAGACGGUUCGGAUACACUGGACAGGCUGCCCCAACUCAUGUGGGCAGGCACAGGUCGCCGAUAUCGGCCUCAUGGGGGCUCCCGCCAAGCUGGAUGGGAAGGCGGUGGAGGGCGUGAAGAUCUUCCUGGGUGGCAAGAUUGGCGAAGGCGCGGAGCUGGCUCAGGAAUUCGAGGCGGGCAUCCCUGCUCAGGAGGAGUACCUUCUGCCAAAGCUGAGGGAGAUCCUGAUCGAGAAGUUUGGAGCCACUCCCAAGGCGUCCAACGGAGCCGGACCCGGGCAGCUGGGGGAGGGGGAAGCUUCCUGGUGGGGAAACCUGGCUGGGAAGUUUGUCGCCACUCCCAAGGCGUCCAAUGGAGCUGAGCCCGGGAAGCCGGGGGACAGGGAAGGGGCCUGGUGGCGGACCAGUGACUGA
Molecule: messenger RNA, 1815 nt
Organism: Ostreobium quekettii
Lineage: Eukaryota; Viridiplantae; Chlorophyta; Ulvophyceae; Bryopsidales; Ostreobiaceae
Source: the annotation of a GenBank genome assembly